Dendrobium catenatum is the source of this 900-nucleotide messenger RNA. Its product is annotated as DNA-directed RNA polymerase V subunit 5A. NCBI's taxonomy places the organism in Eukaryota, Viridiplantae, Streptophyta, Magnoliopsida, Asparagales, Orchidaceae. Bases 72 to 725 code for a protein of 217 amino acids. The transcript has 4 exons. Gene Ontology annotation, molecular function: DNA binding; DNA-directed RNA polymerase activity. The record is from RefSeq and is a predicted model, not a curated record. Gene Ontology annotation, biological process: DNA-templated transcription.
AAAAAGAGGCCGAAAAGCUAGAAAAGCCAGCAGCUGGUGGGUAGGAGUGUCGAAGGUUUGGAUUUUCCACAAUGGAUAAUGAAGGUGGGGGGUGCCUGAGCUCGUUCAUCGACCACGGGACGGUGGAGAGCCACCGCCUAUUCCUUGCUCGGCGAACUGUUCUUCAAAUGCUAUGUGACCGUGGCUACGUCGUUGCUCCCCCGGAUCUCGAACUCACUCUUUCCGCCUUCCGAUCACUCUACGGCGAAUACCCCGAUCUCGAACGUCUUCGAAUCUCCACUACUCUAGUGUCGGAUCCAUCGAAAAAGAUUCUUGUUAUCUUUUGCGGGACUGAACCCGUCAAGUUGGCAACCGUACAAGCUAUUUUCAAUCAGUUUGGCAAAGAAAAAUUGUACAGGAUGAUAAUAGUAUUUCAAAACAAAGUUACUUCCAAGGCUCGAGACUGUACUGAAAAUUUUCCACUAUACAAAGUUGAGACAUUUCAAAUCACUGAAUUAUUGAUCAACAUCUCAAAGCAUUCUUUGAUGCCAAAGCAUGAAAUAUUGAAAGAUGAAGAAAAGCAAAAUCUUUUGCAGAAAUAUAAUGUUCAGGAUCACCAGCUACCUCGCAUGCUGGAGAAGGAUGCCGUUGCGAGAUACUUUGGCCUGGAGAAGGGAACCGUUGUGAAAGUCACUUAUGACCGUGAAAUAACUGGAUCACAUGAGACUUAUCGCUGCAUUGUAUAGUACCUAUCUCGAUUCUCGACUGACUGAUCAGGUGUUCUCGUCCAAUUGCUUUGUAUAUAGUAGCACUGAACAAAGCUAAUGUCUGAUUUUGGAACUUGAUUUAUCGUCUUUUUCAUUCAUGGCUUCUUGAUAAAUGGUAGGACAACCUAAUUCACUUAUGUAAUGUUCUUUUUUA